Messenger RNA from Betta splendens (Siamese fighting fish), 6937 nucleotides. It is a transcript of the gene plekhm3, whose product is annotated as pleckstrin homology domain containing, family M, member 3. The record is from RefSeq and is a predicted model, not a curated record. Lineage: Eukaryota; Metazoa; Chordata; Actinopteri; Anabantiformes; Osphronemidae. The transcript is spliced from 8 exons. The coding region runs from base 1934 to 4294 and encodes 786 amino acids.
GUAUGUACACUGUGACUGUGUCGUGAUAACCAGUACGCGUUAGCAAGCUAGCAAAUGAUUAAUGCAGCCCAUUCGCUGACCAUGGCUUCACCUCCGUCACUGUUUACUGCCGAGAUGCUGACUGUGUGUUUAUAGAUUAGGAGCAGAGGCAAACGAAAAUAGCAGCUCUGAAACAUUAAUCUGGUAGUUUAGCACGUCUGUUAGUCCUUUUAAAUCCAUUUUAUCAUUAGACAAAUUGCGGUAAACUGUGUUUAGAAGUGAAUAUACUGUUGAAGUCUUCAGUUUCAGUUUUUAUAUUUUAUUUGUAAAAUAAAGCAUUUUAAAUGAUAUUUAAAAACAAUUAGACUCAUACACUGUAUACAAUGUAAAGUCAUAAUAUAACGGAAGAGGAAUUAAUUUGUAUUUGGUUGUAUAUUUUUGCUUUUUUUAACAUGCAACCGAGUAGUUUUUUUUGUUUUGGAUAAUGUGAAAAUAAUCGCCAUUAUUUCCUACAGUUGUUGUGGAUUGUAUCAGUGUUGUAAUCACAGAGUGAAUAACCAAUGAUGAGAUUAGGGUCCUGCAGGACAUGAUGGUAUUUUUUCAUUAAAGAAGUCAACAAAAACAACUAAAAUGUUUAAACAGGACUCCUCGCCACAAUAAAGAUAUAAUCAAAGAGACGUUUAAUUAAGGUAACAGUGAAAUGUUGUGACAAGUGAGUCUUUGUCUAAUGGCUAAUAUGUAAUGUUAAAGAUGUGAGAUCUUCUACUUAAAACAUUAUUCGCUUUAAUCUGUGGUUUCUUAUCUAAUGUUUAUUGUAUUAGCUUGACGUGUGUGUAAGUCAACAGGAGUUCAGUGGGCCACUCGAUGAGUAACUAACCAUGAGGACAAUGCUCAGUUAGGUCAGAACUGUGUCUUCAGGCAGAUGAUGUCAUGGAAAAUCAGUAUUUAAUUAUACAGUGUGUUAGAAUAUAGCUGCAAUGUAGAUUAGUCAGUGCAUGUGAGUAGGCAAAAAAUAUUAAGUAUUUUUGCUAUUGUUUUGUAAUUUAAAUGACUGUGAAUCUUAGUAUAGAGAAUAUAUAUUAGUGGUUGAAAUUAUUGGUAUAAAUUUAACUUAAUAAACAUUUAGAUAAAACUAAUGGAACAUAAUCAUUAUUGUGGUGUUUUACCAUAAAUUAUGGUCAUUCUAAUUAUUAUGGUUCAAUUGUAAAUGUUCAGUAUACCUCCCAGUUGACUAGAAAUUGACUUUCAGUGAUGUAACUGCCUUUAAAUAAUUAAUAUGUGAGAAAUUAGAAGAGACAAGCGGUCAGGCAGAUGGAUGAAAACCCCACCCAGACUCGCUUCCUCUCAGCUCAGUGAUAAGCAGCUGAGCAGGAAGUCAAGUAUCAUUAUAUUAGAACACGUGAGGGACGAUUGUCUCUUUUUGCCGACAGAGGAUCUGUGAAGUUGUUUUAUGACUGUGACGAAGGAGCUAUUGGUGGGUCAGCCCACAGUCUCCACAUACUGACCUCACAGCCACCUGACAGGCCGAAAGAGCGGAAACAAUGAUGCGGAGUGGAUUGUGACUUCACAUCCAUCAGAAUCUCCCUCCAGACUCAGAUAAACUGAAGGAUUCUACUGUUUUUGUUCUCCAAAUUGUAUAUUUCUGUCUAAGUAGCACAGUUUAAUACUCAAAUUAGCUCAAGUUGAGUCCCAAGCUGUUGCCUGUUAUUUUAGCUCUAGCAAGAAUUAAAAAAAAAAAUUAUGCUAGAUGAAAGCUCUGUCUUGGGGCGACGACCGGGCUUGGCUUCAGACAGCAGUCUGUGACAUGUGCAGGGUGCUUGGAUCCUCCUCAUGUCUUCCUAGCUUUUCCAUGCACAAGACCAGCAGAAAGCUUGUUCACUUUUUGGAUAUUUAGAUGUUGCUUGUCUAAUUUCCAUCUAGUUGAGCAAGUUUCCUCUCAGGGAAAGACUCAGCCAUGGAGGGCCUUGACCAACUUGACAUGGUGGGUGAUAUCAGCCCUGCCUUGGAGGCCACUGAGGAAGGAUGGAUCCACUGCAUGGAUGGAAUUCAAGGCCAAGGACCAAGCCAAACUCAAACCGGGAGCCUCAAACCUCCUAGACAGCCUAAGCAGCUGCAGGAGGUAUCCAGUGCUGCACUGGGGAAGUUGAACUCCAGUGGUGUGUGGGGCCUGCUGGCUGGAGAACAGCCAGAGGUGGGACCCUUAGGCCUGGCCUGGGCGGACAGCUUCAGCGUACUGGGGCUGGGGAUGGGACUUAGGCACGGAAAGAGGAGCCGAGCACGCUCCACCAACGACCUGGCAGCCCACUCGAAAGAGUGCACCAACAACGCCGUCAACUCCUCAUCCAACUCAGCCUUCAAGAAAGGACAUAACCGGUCAAGAUCUGACGUCCACUAUCGGCCAUCUGCAUAUACAGACAACGGUCUCCCUGCUGUGGACUGCAACACACUGAAGAACAUGAUCCUCAACCACCAGCAGGAGGAUGCCAAAAACAGCAGUAGCAGUGUGGUGAAGCAGGGUAAGAUGGAGCAGCGCGAGGGGCCUAGGGGCCGGUGGACGCCCUGCCACGUGGAGCUGACGCCCUGCGAGCUCCGCUUGUACACGCUGGACUCCAGCGCCAACCUCCAGCUGGGCACCGCCUACUCAUUGUCACAUUGCCAGAGUGUCAUUGCACCGGCGCCCUGCAGCCAGCCCGGCCAGAUCACCCAACCCGUCGAUCAGCGCACGCUCCAGGCUUUGUUCUUCAACAGCACGCGUCUCCAGCUGAGGGCGGCCAACCAGUGGGAGGCCAUGGAGUGGAGACGGCUGAUGUGGGAGAAGGUGCAGGCAGCCAGACCCGUGUGGCAGGAGAAGCGCCAGCAUAAGGCCGGCGUGGAAAACCAACUGGUUGCCAGGUUUCCUGCACCCAUGUCACCCUCCUCGUCGCCCUCUCCAUCCGGCCUUGAUACAAGGCCUGACGGCGAGAGUGACACCUCCACCUCUGCAGAGGCGUCACACGCUCUUCAGUCCAAUUCUAUCAUCCUGAGCAGACCCACCACCUUGCCUCUGUUCACCCAGCGCUGUGGAGACGUCCUCAAAGCUGGUCUGCUCCAGCAACUCAUGGAUCAGAACAACUGGCGGGCCUUCACCUUUGUCCUGACCAAAUCUGCCCUCCAGGCCUUCCCCACUGAAGGCCAGGGGUCAGUGUCCCAACCUGUCCUCCAGUAUUCCCUGGCCACCUGCUUGGCUGUGCUGCACAACCAGGAACCAGAAAACAAAGAAGCCUGGAUGGAUAGGGGGGGAUGUUUCCAGGUAAAUUUUCUCAAAGAGGUACUCCGACUUUGUGCAGACAAUCAGCUUAAGGCGCAGGAAUGGGUGGAGGCCCUACGUGAGGCUGUGGGAGCACAGCGGCCUCAGCAGGAAGAUGGGGCAGAGUUGGUGGAAGGAGCUCCAGGACUCCAGGGAGUGCUGCUGAGAUCUAAACCAUCCCGGGAGAGGAGGCAGCGGGAGGCGCACAGAGCAAAGCGGCAGUCAGUCACCACAAGUUUCCUCAGUAUUCUCACCUGUUUGGCUGUGGAGAAAGGACUCACUGCCCAGAGCUUCAGAUGUGCAGGGUGCCAGCGUCCAGUGGGUCUGUCCAGAGGCAAAGCAAAGGUCUGUUCUUACAGUGGCUGGUACUACUGUCAGAGCUGCCAUCAGGACAACUCCUUCCUCAUCCCAGCGCGGCUGCUGCACAACUGGGACACCAGCAAACACAAGGUGUCUAAACAGGCCAAGGAGUUCUUGGAGUUUGUGUAUGAGGAACCUCUGCUGGACAUCCAGCAGCUCAACCCGUGUUUGUAUGAGCACUGUGAGCAGCUGAGCACCGUGCUGCGGCUUCGCCAGCAGCUCCAGUCGCUGCGGGCCUACCUGUUCAGCUGCAGAGCGACCGUGGCUGAGGACCUCCGGCGAAGGAUCUUCCCCAGGGAGUACCUGCUCCAGCACAUCCACCUCUACUCCUUGGCUGACCUGCAGCAGGUGAUUGAUGGUAAACUGGCUCCAUUCCUGUCCAAAGUGAUCAAGUUUGCCAGCGCCCACGUUUUCAGCUGUAGUUUGUGUCGAGAGAAGGGCUUCAUCUGUGAGUUGUGCCAGAACGGACAGGUCAUCUACCCUUUCCAGGAGAAUGCCACCAAGAGGUGCGACGGCUGCGGUGCCGUUUUCCACGCCGAGUGUCGACAGAAAGCUCAGCCGUGUCCUCGCUGCGUUCGCCGAGAGCUCCACCACAAGAGGCCGUCGUCCUUCUGGUCCCCUGACGACGACAGCCCCGGCUGCUUUCACCUGCCGUACCACGACACCUGAGCACCGGCCGCCGGACAAAGUGCCUGAUCUGCGCGUUUCCCGUCACGGCUGAGCAGAGAAGAAGCUUGUGUGUCUUCAGGUUUGUGUUUGUGGGUUGACCUGCUAACACACACCUGUGCUGAGCCCUGUUUGCGUUACUGUAAAACAACAGGGAGAAAACAGACUGAACGGCUGCACCAGGCUUUACAAACUCAAGUUGUCGUAUUUAAAGUUGUCCUCUGACGUCAUCGCCUCAACACAUCACAUCACCUCACCUCUUUCUGAAACGUGUAGUCACAGCUGAUACAUUCAAACAUUUUAGUGUUUCAUUCUAACCAGGGUCUUCCACCUGCUCUGGAAGCUAUGCUUGAAUGAAAUAAUGAGUAGUUUUUGAUGGCUGUAGAAGAGUUGGUACAUUAGUUCUUUGCAGCUUGGAUUCAUACAGUUACAACACGUUUAGAAAAUGUAUGUUUCACUAUACAAACGUAUUUAUCAUUCGCAUAGGACUCAAGACGAGCUGUGUCUUAAACCAUACUCAUGAAUCCACUGGUGAAUUAUGGUUCUGGAACAGAUUAAUAAGAUCUUCUGACAAUGUGACGCUACUGAAAUCUGUUGUGACUGAAUGAAUCCAGCCUGAACAAACGUUUUCCAGCAAAACCUUGAACAAAGCCAUUAGACUGGAAGUGUUUAACUAUAGCUGUGAUUGAUGUUUGAACAAAACAUAAUUCCAUGCAUUUAUCAUCUCAUUUUACUUGAACCGUGGUUUUUAUUCCACCUCCACAAGUCGCUAGCUCACUGAUCUACAGUAAUUGAUUUUCUGUGUAUGUAAAUGAAAGCAGACAGUCUGUCUGUCCAAGCACAUUAUGUAACUGUAUAAUACCAGGCAAUAAUAUACUGUAACUUACUCAUUGUUGCCUUCUCCUCCUCCUCUGACUCUUCCUUGCUGUGCUUUAUCCAUGCAGACCUAUGGAACAUGAUAGCAGCUUUAGCUUGUAGUAUCUCUAUGCAACCUAGAUGGCCUUUAUAACCCACCGCUUUCACUUGUACAAGUUUGUCUUCAUCUAUUUAUCGCAACAGGUGCAUUUCCAUUUCUAAAACAUUGAUCUCUGACUGGAAGGAUGCAGCAACAAAUGAGGCUCCCACACGAUCAAGUGUCACAAUAAAAUUAAGCAAUCAAAUAUUCAGAAUGUGUGAGAAUUUGUUUUUAAGCCUAUGAAGGUACUUUGGUUUUACACAUUUUAUCAUUAGUAUUUUUUUCUCUGAAAACGAAACUUUCAGUUUAGUACAAAAUGCUUUUUAUUAAUUCCUAGGUCAAAUCCUUUAAAGCAACUGAUUUUUAUUAGUGUCUUAAAGCUGUAGUCAAAUAAUCAAUCAAUAAUAAACAUUUUUUGGCAUAAUGACAAAGUCAGAGAUUGCAGCUUUAGUAAAAAUGGGAGUUAAAUUCAGGUGGAAAUGUAGCUGCUGCUGUUUUUUCCUUUUCUUUCUCAUUCUGUGUUGAAUCAUUGUGAUUCUGUCCAGUUCUUCAUCACUUAGAGCCAUAAACAAAAAAAAACUUUAAAGGGAAUUUGUGUGAAUAAGCUGCUGACUAACAAACCUGCAGUAGUGGGUUUGUACAGUUAUAUGUAUUUUUUGCAGAGCAGAGAUCAAACUAUUAUUAGUGUUUAUGAAGUAUAGGAAUAGUAGACUGAAACUGAGUCAUUUGUAUUAAAAUAUGGCAGGAAAAGUAAAAGGUGCACUGGUUAAAAUAAAUGUUUUGUUUUGAUGUUUAAAAAAAACACCUGCAACAUUGAAAGGUUUUUUUAAUAAAUUUUUCCUGCUGCAUAAAGAAAUAGUGAGAAGGAUGUAAAGCCUUUGGUUAAACAUAUUUUUGAUGCUUUUAUAUUUUGUAAAGUUGAUUUCCAGUUGUGUACUACAGAGCCCAGCAAGUGUCAGGGAACCUUUUUAUUUUAUGUAUGAAUAUUAGACCCAAACCAAAAGCUACAACCUGAAGUAUUCUAAUGUUAGUUUGCACAGCACAUCUACAGCAGCUCAACUACUCUGGCAAUAAAUAGACUUUAUCUAGAUGAAUAAAGAUUCUGCUAAUCUGGAUACAUUUUGAUUUGCUUAAAGCGUCUCGUGGGUUCAACACAAGAACAUCACAUACACAACAUUGUGUAUCACACUUGUCUGGAACAAACCGUUCCUGCUAAUGAACUUGACGUAUGACCCCAGUACCUGCUGGCCUCUGCAGUUUCCUCCCAUGUACCCACUGUAGCUAACCUACACAAGUCUGCUUUCUGGGUUUUUGGUUGCAUUAUGCACUGCAGUUUGUCUUUACACUGCUGCCAGAUUUCAUUUGUAGGCUUCCAAUGUUAUGUUUUCUUACGUCUACCCAGUUUUGUAAAGUUCUUUGUCCUUUACUCGCUGCCGUUUCAUAAGUAUUGUCCUAUGUUUUACUUGAGCAGUUUGGAGAAGACUGUGUUGAUAUUAUUUAAGUAGCAUAACUGGACUGGAGUUUGUUUUGCACAUUUUAAAUUAUUUUUGAUAACUGUUUUGUUUCCUUGCAGCCAAACUGUUAUGCAAGUACAGGGAGUUGAUUUUUUGAUGUAACCAGUCCUUCCUCCUCUGGUUUUGUUCAGAUUUGUCUGCUAGCUACUGAUGCCAAUAAAGACAAACUUAUUAUUA